This is a messenger RNA of Diaporthe amygdali, 1704 nucleotides long. RefSeq names its product long-chain-fatty-acid-CoA ligase. Gene Ontology annotation, biological process: fatty acid metabolic process. Lineage: Eukaryota; Fungi; Ascomycota; Sordariomycetes; Diaporthales; Diaporthaceae. Bases 1 to 1704 code for a protein of 567 amino acids. The record is from RefSeq and is a predicted model, not a curated record. Gene Ontology annotation, molecular function: medium-chain fatty acid-CoA ligase activity. The transcript has 2 exons.
AUGGCAGCUCAAAUUUUGCCCUCGGUCGUCGAAGAGCCCAACGCCAAGCAGCAGUCACCGUCGAUCCUACACGGUCCAGUCGACCCUCCCCUGAGCGAUUUGACACUUGGCGAACUCCUCGAACUGCAGUGCCAGCACAAUGGAGAAGCAGAUUGCAUCAGUAUCCCGUGGACGGGCGCUCGCUGGUCCUACGAUGACCUCCGCCGGCAGUCCAGCCUCAUCGCGCGGGCCCUCCUCGACGAAGGGAUACGCCACGGCGACCGGGUGGCGAUCAUGGCUGGCAAUUGCGAGCAGUAUGCGGCCAUCUUCUUCGCAGUGGUGAGGAUCGGCGCCAUCCUCGUUAUUCUCAACAAUACAUACACGCCUUCCGAGGCCAUGUACGGGCUCGAGUUCACGGCAUGCAAGAUAUUCUUCACGACCAAGAAAAUUGGAAGGACAAAUAACGAGCCGCUGCUCGCACAACUUUCAGCCAAAGACGACGCGCCAAAGGUGGUUGUUCUGAGGGGAGACGGCGAGGGCUACAGGACAUACGAGGACAUGAUUCUGCAAGGUAGCAAGCAGGACCCAGCCUGGAUGUACAGAGAGGAAACCAAGGUCUCGACAUAUGACGUUUGCAAUCUUCAAUUCACGAGCGGCACAACAGGCCAUCCCAAAGCAGCCAUGCUCACCCACCAUAAUAUCGUCAACAACUCCCGAUUCAUCGGCGACCGCAUGCGCCUCACUACCGACGAUGUUCUCUGUUGCCCGCCGCCGCUGUUCCAUUGUUUCGGCCUCGUACUCGGCCUGCUGGCCGCUAUUACCCAUGGCGCGAAGAUCGUCUACCCAGCUGAGGUCUUUGACGGUCCCGCAACCAUCCGCGCAAUCCAAGAGGAACAAUGCACAGCCCUGCACGGCGUACCUGCCAUGUUCGACACACUACUGGCUCUGCCAGAGGCGGCAUCGCUAGAAGCAUCCAAUCUGAGGCUGCGAACGGGCAUUAUCGCGGGUGCACCAGUCCCGCGGUACCUGAUGGAGCAGUUGGUGUCGAAGCUGGGCAUGACGGAGUUCACGUCUUCGUACGGACUCACGGAAGCCAGCCCCACGUGUUUCAAUGCGUUCACAGACGACCCGAUCCACACGCGUCUGAGCACGGUGGGUACACUGAUGCCGCACGCGCAUGCCAAGAUCGUCGAUCGCGACGGCAACACCCUCCCUGUCGGCGAGAGGGGCGAGCUGCUGAUGGGCGGGUACCAGCUGUGCGCUGGGUAUUGGAACAACAGUGAAAAAACGGCUGAAGUGAUGACGCACGACGAGAACGGCAUGCUCUGGCUGCACACGGGCGACGAGGCCGUGUUUAAUGAGGAAGGUGGCGAAAAUAUCUACCCUCUCGAGAUCGAGGAGCGCCUCAUGGCACACCCGUCCAUCUCGCUGGCUGUGGUCGUAGGCCUCAAGGACGAGCACUAUGGCGAGGUCGUCGGCGCGUUCCUAGACGGCAAGCCUACGGACAAGGGCACCGAGUCGCACCUCACCAAGGCCGAGGUCCGCGACUGGGUCACGAAGAGGCUUGGCAAGCACAAGGCCCCCGCCCAUGUGUUCUGGAUGGGCGAGGGCGGCGUGCCGGCCACGGUCCCCCUGACGGGUAGCGGCAAGGUGCGAAAGUUCGAGCUGGCCAAGGUGGGCGAGGAGAUCCUUUCCAAGCGAGUAGGCAAGGAGGCCAAGCUGUAG